Molecule: messenger RNA, 210 nt
Organism: Ostreobium quekettii
Lineage: Eukaryota; Viridiplantae; Chlorophyta; Ulvophyceae; Bryopsidales; Ostreobiaceae
Source: the annotation of a GenBank genome assembly
AUGAAGCUUUCUGGCAACCACCGCCUGGUUGCAUGGACUGCAGAGAAGGAGCGGGGCUCUGAGAACUAUUGGGUGUACAUUAAGGAGGCGGCCACAGAUCGGAUCUUUCUUGACGAGGUCAUCGGGGGCAGCGUUGCAGGAAUGGAAUUCUCUUCUGAUGGCCAAUACCUGCUAUAUUGCCUGCGUGAUGAUACCAUUCGACCAUUCAAG